This is a messenger RNA of Symbiodinium pilosum, 792 nucleotides long. NCBI's taxonomy places the organism in Eukaryota, Dinophyceae, Suessiales, Symbiodiniaceae. The record is from the annotation of a GenBank genome assembly.
AUGGUGCACUUUGCUGCCAUGUAUGGAAUGAAGCGUGUCCUGGCUCAUGUCAUUGACGGGCUAUCAGAUAUCGAAGAUGAAUCCAAAAUCACCUGUCCGGCGGAGAUCAUUGGUAUUGAACUGCCUAGAUAUGGUGAGAGGAAUCAAGUCAUCUACGACUUGCGAAGCUUGUUCACCGCGGCGGAUGAUCGCUGGACAUCCCUUAACCUCAAGCAGAAGCUGAAGCAGAUGAAGGAAAGCUUUAAAGGCAAGACCAAGGAGGAGCGGGAGCUCCAUGAGCACAUCCACUACGUAGCUGCCUUGGACACAGAGGAGGCAAGCGGUGGUUCGAAGCUGGGUGUGCAGCCGCUUCCGCCGAAUUUCAAGAAGGAGCACCCCAUGCACCUGCUGGCCAAGACGAUGUCACUCAGGUCUCCUGGGCAGAAAGCACCGGAUCCUCAGCAGUUCCAGGAAGUGGUGGGCAUUUUGAUGGCCAAGGUUGCAGAGUCCAACAGCUGGAUGAACCUCACCAAGCGAGAUGCAGAUGGCAAGUCUGUAUUGGAGUACUUGGUCAGCUCUUGUGACCAUGCCUAUGCCUGCCCUGUGGUUGAAACGUUGGCCCACAUGAUCCCGGCCGUGGUCCUCGAGAGUAACUGCUUCUUUGCGGCGCUCGACAACCCGACGGGGCCUGCUCGGCUUUUCAAGGCCUUGUUGAGAAAUGCCACAGACAGAAAGAUCCUGCUGAAGCUGCUGGAGCAAGAUCAGGACCGAAGUGGGCUCAAUGUGGUACAGAUCUGUGCCAAACAAGGAGAU